CUGAAACACCCCUAUGCACACUACAAAACAGGAAGAUUAGCUACGAGAGAGUGGCAUCAGGAGUAGACAGAGAUGGUGGGUGAAGAGAUGAGGAAAGAGUUGGGAGGUUCACUUCCAGUUGAAAAUGUACAAGCUCUUGCUUCCAACAACCCCUUGGUGGAUGAGUCUCUCCAAAUUCCCAUCAUAGACAUGAGGAAGCUCAUGGUUGAAGAUGAUGAAAUGGGUAAACUUCACUUGGCCUGUAAAGAAUGGGGCUUUUUCCAGUUAAUAAAUCACGGGGUAGCAGAAGAAGUAAUAGAGAAAAUGAAGGCGGACCUACAAGAAUUCUUUAAAUUACCACUGGAGGAGAAGAAUGCUUAUGCACGGCUACCAAAUGGCAUGGAGGGCUAUGGCCAACCCUAUAUUUUUGGACAGGGCCGGAAGCUUGAUUGUGGUGAUAUGUUUAUGCUUGGCUCACAACCAGCCUCUCAAAGAAAUAUGAAGUUUUGGCCUGAAAACCCUUCUUCUUUCAGGGCAACCUUGGACAAGUAUUCAUUGGAGCUCCAAAAAGUUUCAACUUGUCUUGUUAAGUUGAUGGCUAAGAACCUUGGGAACAAUCCUAAGCAUCUUACAGACAUGUUUGAGAAUGGAAGACAAGCAGUAAGAAUGAAUUAUUAUCCAGCUUGUGUGAAUGAAAGCAAUGUUACGGGCAUCACUCCCCAUACAGAUGCCCCUGGACUCACCCUACUUCUUCAAGUCAAUGAAGUGCAAGGUCUACAAAUCAAAAGAAAUGGUAAAUGGAUACCAAUUACCCCCAUCCCUGGUGCAUUCAUUGUCAACAUUGGCGACAUUAUUGAGGUAAUGAGCAAUGGAGAAUAUAAGAGUAUAGAGCACAAAACAGUCUUGAAUCCAGAACAUGAACGCUUCUCCAUUGCCGCAUUUCACUUUCCAAAUGUUAAGGCAAUGAUUGGACCUUUGCAAGACCUGGUAAAGGAGAAUGGUGCAGUUUAUAAAACUCUAAACAAUGAUGAGUUUUUAGGGCUUUUCCAAAAGGCAAAACUUGAUGGUAAGAGUAUAUUAUAUCAUAUGAAAUUAGAGAGCUAAAAAAACUUGAUAAUUAUGUUAUGUUAGAUGAACUUUGAGUUAAAUAAAUCAUGUGAUUUAUGGUGAAUUAAGAGAAUUUCAAUUUCUUAUAUUUGGUCUCUACGACUUUUGA
This is a messenger RNA of Vitis riparia (riverbank grape), 1195 nucleotides long. RefSeq names its product S-norcoclaurine synthase 1-like. The transcript has 4 exons. The coding region runs from base 73 to 1083 and encodes 336 amino acids. The record is from RefSeq and is a predicted model, not a curated record. NCBI's taxonomy places the organism in Eukaryota, Viridiplantae, Streptophyta, Magnoliopsida, Vitales, Vitaceae.